AUGGACGCGGUGCUGCUAGAGCACUUCCCUGGGGGCCUGGACGCCUUCCCGUCUCCGUACUUUGACGAGGAGGACUUCUUCACAGACCAGUCCUCUCGGGACCCCCUGGAGGAUGGCGAUGAGCUGCUGGUGGACGAGCAGGCCGAGGUGGAGUUCCUCAGCCACCAGCUGCACGAGUACUACUACCGCGACGGGGCGUGCCUGCUGCUGCAGCCCGCGCCCUCGGCGGCCCCGCACUCGCUCGCUCCGCCACCCUCGGGGGGCCCCGGAGAGCCGGACGAGGGUGGCGGCGGCUACUGCUGUGAGGCGGGGGCGCCCCCGGGCGGCUUCCCCUACUCGCCCGACUCGCCACCCCCGUGCCUGGCCUACCCGUGCGCCGGGGUGUCCGUGCUGUCCCCCGGGACCCGGCUGCGCGGCCUGAGCGGGGCGGCGGCGGCGCGACGGAGGCGGCGGGUGCGCUCGGAGGCCGAGCUGCAGCAGCUGCGACAGGCGGCUAACGUGCGGGAGCGGAGACGCAUGCAGUCCAUCAACGAUGCCUUCGAGGGGCUGCGCUCCCACAUCCCCACGCUGCCCUACGAGAAGCGCCUCUCCAAAGUGGACACGCUGCGCCUGGCCAUCGGCUAUAUCAACUUCCUCAGCGAGCUGGUGCAGGCCGACCUGCCACUGCGCGGCGGCGGCGCGGGCGGCGGCCGGGGGCCUGGCUGUGGCGGGCGCCUGGGUGGAGACAUCCCCGGCAGCCAGGCCCAGAAAGUCAUCAUCUGCCACCGGGGCACCCGGUCCCCCUCCCCCAGCGACCCGGAUUACGGCCUCCCUCCCCUUGCAGGACACUCUCUCUCAUGGACUGAUGAAAAACAACUCAAAGAACAAAAUAUUAUCCGGACAGCCAAAGUGUGGACCCCAGAGGACCCCAGAAAACUCAACAGCAAGCCUUCCUUCAACAACAUAGAGAACGAACCGCCCUUUGAGUUUGUGUCCUGA
This is a messenger RNA of Eptesicus fuscus (big brown bat), 978 nucleotides long. It is a transcript of the gene PTF1A, whose product is annotated as pancreas associated transcription factor 1a. NCBI's taxonomy places the organism in Eukaryota, Metazoa, Chordata, Mammalia, Chiroptera, Vespertilionidae. Gene Ontology annotation, molecular function: RNA polymerase II transcription regulatory region sequence-specific DNA binding; DNA-binding transcription factor activity, RNA polymerase II-specific; protein dimerization activity. Gene Ontology annotation, biological process: regulation of transcription by RNA polymerase II; developmental process. The coding region runs from base 1 to 978 and encodes 325 amino acids. The record is from RefSeq and is a predicted model, not a curated record. The transcript has 2 exons.